AUGCAACCCGGUUUUUGUAUUAAUGGGACAGUUGAUCCACAUUCAUCACAAGAAUUCCAUGAUAUUCUAGUUGAUAUGAACCCUAGUGGUAUAGCAUUAGGAUGUAUAUUGUUAAUAGGAUGUUGCUUUUCAGUAAUUCCACAACAUGUAAAGAUUAUAAAAACCAAAUCAGUUAUAGGACUUUCUUUUCUAUGGAUGUUUUUAGGUAAUAUGAACCAAUUUGGUGGAUUUGUAAAUAUGUUUGUUUUAAAAUAUCCACAAAUUCAAGCUUGUACAGUUUUAGGUUUCUCAACAUGUGGACCUUCAUUAUUAUCAUUAUUUCAAUCAUUUGGUAUUUGGCUUCUUUCUUUUCCAAUUUAUAUACUAUAUUUAAUAUAUGCUCCUAGGGAUUUAAAUUUAAUUGAAAAAGAAAAAAUGGUGGAAUUAGCAGCGGCAAAAAAAGAAUAUAAAUAUUCAAAAAUAUUUUUUACAAUAUUAGUAUUAUUUAUAGUUGUGGUUGGAACUAUAGUUGCUGUGUUUUUAUCAGAUUAUGUCGGAGUUUGUUCACAUACAACAUAUAUAUUUGGUUAUAGUAUGGGUAUAUUAUCCACAAUAGUAACAUUUAUACAAUGGUCACCACAAAUUUAUAAAACAAUUAGGGAUAAAGUAGUAGGUUCAUUUUCAAUUACAAUGUUGUUGAUUCAAGGGCCAGGUUCAUUAGUAAACUUAUACUUUUUAAUAUUUGUCUCAAAGGAAAGUGUAUCAACAUGGUUAUCGUAUUUAUGUUCAUCAAUUCAAAUUUUUACUCUUUUAGCAUUAUUGAUAUUUUAUGAUCGUAGAAAUAAAAGAAUUAAAAGAGAAUUACAAGAUGCUUCAAAUGAUGAAGAACAAGAUUUAUUAUACUCAAGUUCACCAAGUGUAUCUGUACAGAAUUAUAAAGAGACUCAUCCAUUACUUCCAAAUAAUAGCGGCCCAAAAUCAUUUAAAACAACAAAUAGCUAUAAUAAUUUAAUUUUAGAUAAUAAUAAUAAUCUUUCUCCUUCCUUAUCUCCUCAAAAUAAUAGCUUUUAUAAUAGCUUUUAUGACCAAGAUGAUGUGGACGACGAUAAUGAAAAUAUUAGCUCCAAAAGCCAAAAUAAUAUAAUAUUAUAACAAAAAUAAAUAAUAUUUUUUAAAAAACCCAAUAAAAGAUUUUUAUUUUUCCACAUCAUGGUGUCUUUUAACUUUAAAAAAAAUUAUUUUGAAAAAAAAACUAAAUAUCUUUUC
Dictyostelium purpureum is the source of this 1245-nucleotide messenger RNA. RefSeq lists its product as uncharacterized. Lineage: Eukaryota; Evosea; Eumycetozoa; Dictyosteliales; Dictyosteliaceae. Bases 1 to 1131 code for a protein of 376 amino acids. The transcript is spliced from 3 exons. The record is from RefSeq and is a predicted model, not a curated record.